Messenger RNA from Phalacrocorax carbo (great cormorant), 2636 nucleotides. The record is from RefSeq and is a predicted model, not a curated record. Lineage: Eukaryota; Metazoa; Chordata; Aves; Suliformes; Phalacrocoracidae.
UUGUUCAGUGACAUCACAAGCCUGACUUUGAGGGAAAAAACGCUCUUGCAAAGGCAAUGCCUGCACUGCAUAUAUAUAUAUAUAGAGAGAGAGAUGUAAAUCGCACAGGCAGGGGUCGGCUGCACGCUCGGCCCUUGGGCAGCAGCGACGAUGCACCCGGGACGGACGGACGGACGGACGGACAGAGGGGGAGGUGUGACCUGAGGGUUUGUACUUUGACCUUGUCUCGGAGGCAGUUAUGGGCUUGUGCCCGCCCGGAUCUGCCCCACCUCCCUUCCCAGAAGCCAUAAAGCACGAAGGGAAAGGGAAUUUUGCUCUCGGUUUCAGGUCCCUUGUGGGGCUGCGCUGUUGUCUCCCCCUUCCCAGCCCCACGGCGGGGGGCAGGAGCGCAGCACCGCAGCCCACCCCCGCCAGGAGCGAUGGCUGCCUGCACCCCAGCAGGCAGGGCUGUGAAAGCGGAUGGGAAGGUGCUGGUUUCCUCACGCCCCUGCCUCCCUCGCGUCACCUCUGCCCUGGCUCGUGCUGUGAUUUUCUCCUGUGCCUUUCUCGUCCCUGAGCUGGAGGGCGCCCAGUUCAGGGUCUUGGGACCCGACCAGCCGGUCACUGCCGUCGUGGGAGAAGACGUCGUGCUGCCUUGCCGCCUCUCCCCGAGGCUGAACGCUGAGAACAUGGAGGUCCUGUGGUUUUGGUCAACACUCCCAAUGUACAUCCAUGUCUACCGCAAUGGGCAGGACGACUACUCCUUGCAGAAUCCCCAAUACCGGGGGAGGACAGAGCUGUCAAAGGAGGGCCUCUCUGUUGGGAACGUUUCCUUGAGGAUCCUCAGCACCCGGCUGAGCGAUGAGGGACAGUACCGGUGUCUCGUCCAAGAUGGGGAUUCUUAUGAAGAAGCCUCUGUGGAGCUGCAGGUAGCAGCUUCAGGUUCCAGCCCCCUCCUCUCCGUGGAGGAUGCCCAGGAUGGGGGAGUGCGAGUGAGGUGUCGAGCGACCGGCUGGUACCCAAAGCCUGAGAUGGUGUGGAGAGAUGUCCAGGGCCAGCAGCUCCCGCCCGUCACCCAGUCCGACUCCCAAGACCAGAGCGGCCUCUUUGAAGUGGAGAAGUCCAUCGUCAUCCAAAGAAACGCAGAACAAAACGUGUCCUGUUCCGUCAGGAACACGCGGCUUCCCCAGGAGAAGGAGGCGCCCAUUUAUAUCUCAGACUCCAUUUUCCCAAAGGAAUAUCCCUGGAAGGUGGCUUUCUUCGUGACCCUGGCUGCCUGCUUCGCUUCCCUGGUUGCCUUCCCUCUUUUCAUCUCACGGCUACGAGCCCAACAAGCCACACAACUUGCCCAACAAGCCACACAACUUGCCCAACAAGCCACACAACUUGGGAAACGCGAUGCCGAAAUCCAGAAACAUGUCUCGGAGCUGCGGUGGAGGAAGACCUUUGUGCCGGUGGAAGAAGUGCACGUCACGCUGGACGCGGACACGGCGCACCCAGAGCUCAUCCUCUCGGAUGGUGGGAAGAGCGUACGGUGGGGAGACACGCGGCAAGAGGUGCCAGAUAACCCCGAGAGAUACGACACCUACCCCUGCGUCCUGGGCCAGGAGGGAUUCACCUCCGGGAGAUACUUCUGGGAUGUGGAUGUGGGGGUGGAGGAAGGAGGGCUCUGGGCAUUGGGGGUGGCCAAGGAGUCCACGGAGAGGAAGGGAUGGAUCAAGCUGGAUCCUCGAAACGGGAUCUGGGCUAUUGAUCACUGGAAGGGAGAGUAUCGGGCUCUGACCUCCCCAUACAGUACAUUUCUCAGCCUCACAAAGAGACCCCGGACAAUUCGGGUUUACCUGGACACUGAGGCACAGAAGGUAGCCUUCUUCAACGCUGACAACCAAGACCUGCUCUACACCUUCCCAAUGGGCCCCUUGAGUGGGGAGAGGAUCCGUCCCUGGUUCCGCGUGGGCCUGUCCGCCCAACUCACCCUGAGGUCACCUCCUUCGCCCCCACGCGUCCCCAGCGAGGAGGAGCCUCUGCUCCCUUCCUGCAUCCCCCUGCCGACCCUCCCCACGGGACGACGGGCCCCGCGCACGCCGACAGCAGGACAUGACCAAGACGGGGAAAUCCAUGCUGCUGUCCACGAGCAGCCAUGAUCAAUGCCCAAGGCUCUGCCGGCUGCGUCGUGCCACCAGGGCGCCCCGAGACUCUCCCAGGGAAGCCAUGGCGGCCCCCCCACCUGAGCAGAGCUAUCCCCGCUCCUGCUGGAGCCUGCGACAAGAUGUAGCCGUGGCUAAGGCACAUUCGCCUCUCCUAAGGUGAUGUCUCCAAGCAAGGCGCUUCCGCUGAGACGCCCUUGUGCUUCUGCUACGGGCAGAGUCCGACCCAACCAGGCUGUUGGGACCCGAGGGCGUCAGAACCCCCCUGAGAUAGGGAAGAGAAACCCCCCAGUGCCAGAACCGAGAUGAGAGUCUGGGGAGAAGGAGCCGCACAUCUCCACCCUCUUCCUCUCUACUUCACCUCCAGCCCCCAAAGCCUCAUCAAACGGGGCCAGUUGAAGGGCUGGGGGUGGUCUCUGGCCAGGCGCUCAGUUCCUGACACCUACCACCUCCCCACGCAUUCCAAUGUACUCAUAAAAUAGGCUUUUCCUAUAAAAAUUCUCUCCUUGA